Manis javanica (Malayan pangolin) is the source of this 4455-nucleotide messenger RNA. The record is from RefSeq and is a predicted model, not a curated record. NCBI's taxonomy places the organism in Eukaryota, Metazoa, Chordata, Mammalia, Pholidota, Manidae.
GGGAGGGGAGGGACCAGGGGGCGCGAGGAGGGGAGGAGUGGCGGGUCUGGAGCCCCCCGCUGCCGGCCGGCGGCCACAAGGCCGCUGGACCGGGAGGUGCUUGUCCAGCCCAGGACGAGAGCCCCAGGCCAGGGAGGGGCAGAGGCUGGGCCUGAGGCCUGAGCCGGCCACUGGGCUAGGGCUCGGUUCCUACCGGAAGGAUGAAGACUUGCCUCAAGGAUGACAACGGGCAGGAAAGGCCCAUCAACUGAUCUCCCCUGACUCUGGAUCACAGCACCUCUCAAACCCCAUCCCACCCACACUCACUGCCUAGCCUGUGUCCCUAGUUCUUCUCUGAGAUCUCUACUUACGCUCCUGUUCUCAUCAACAAGGACUUAGCCAGAAACGGGCAGUGGCUCCUUUGGAGCUGGUAACAGUUUCCCUCCCUGCUGUAACCUGUUCUCAGGCCCAUCCAACCAUCAGCAUCCCCAACCUGACAUGCAUUCUCACCCUCUUCCUUCACCCAGGGGACCCGCUGCCUCUCCACCCCACCCCAGCCUCCUUUGUCUUGGUUUCCUUGUCAUGACUGCCUCCCUCUCCCCUCCCACCCCCACACACCCACCAUCUUCCCAACAUCCCAGCACCCUCCUUCCUAAUCUUGGGAGGCAUCUCCUCUGGCUGAACUGGAGAAUUCCGGGAUCUAGGCCAUACUCCUUAGCCGACAGCCCCAUCCUUGGGAGGAGGAGCAGGAGAGAGCCUGAGGAAGAACUGGGGUGGAGGGGAGUGAUGGAAACAAUGUCAGGCCAGAAGGCCCCUGAGGACAGAGACUGUGGGGAGACUGGGAUUGAGGGGAGAGUAAAGGAACCAGAGCCGGGGCCAAAGGAAGAGGGGGGCCAGCGAGAGGUAUUUGCGGGGGAGGUUCAGCAGCUGUCUUUCCCAAGAUAGGGACACAUGGGCCUGGUUAUUCCUCUUGUCAUAUGUGGAGUGGUAGGAGAUGGAAGAGGGAGCAAGACAGGGCAAGCAAAGGCAGGUAUGGGUACAGAAAUUAGCAGGCUUAGCUGUCUGAGCCACUGGGCCCCAGCAGUGGGGCAUCUGAGCACAGUGUAACCCAGCACACACCUCCUCACCUCACAGUCCUCCCAAACUGUCCAAACCUUUACCACUGACCCAAUGACAGGAUCAUUCUCUAGAAGAGCAACACCCACAUUACCAUUAGGAAAGGGAGGAUCAAACACAACCCCCAGGGAAUUAUAGGAGAGCAAAAGUCCUACUAAAUUUUAGCAGGUGCAGUGUCCAGGGAAAAGAAAUUAAGCAAGCCAGGAACUGAAAAACCCACUAAUCUAAAACCAGACCUCUGUGCCUCUCCCCGAGGGACAAAAAUGUCCUGCCAGAUUCCUCCUGGAAAAACCUAUCCCCCCAACUGCUGUCCUCCCCAGCCAGGUCCCAGGUUUCCCAUCUCCUAGGAACAGAUGGAUCUCCCUAUUCAGAUCCUCCCUGUGGUGUAUGUGGGUGGAGGAGCUGGGCUCCACUCAUGGACCAUGGUCCAGGCAGGGGCUCCAGGUCCAAUGUGGGGGGGAGGAGAAGGCGUCACUUCCGGGGGCCCUUGCCAAUGUCUGAUGGUUCCCUGCUCUCUGAUUGGAUAGAAGUGGCCAGGGCAGGCGUGUGACCCCACUGCUGUGGAGGAGCUAUGCCCCAACGCCACAUGUCUUCCUACCCAUCUGCUCCCCAGAGUGCUACCCGCUCUGCACCUGGGUCUAGGAACCCUUCUCUACCUGGUAAGUGGCAAGCAGGGUUUGGAGCUCAGUGAGGGUAGGAAGGACAGGAAAGAGGAAUUGAGCUCUCAGCUGGGGGAGGGGCAGGCAAACUGGAACCUACAGGCACUGACCUUUGUCGAGAAGAUUGUAGCCUUCCCAGAAUGGGAGGAGCAGGACAGAGCAGGGAUAGGGGGUGGGGUGCUGGGUUCUAAGGGACUGAUCACAGACUUGGUAGAAUAUAGCACAGUCCUGGCUGGCCCUAAGGAAAGGGUACAUGGGUCUAGAAAGGAAAUAAGAGAGGAGGUGCAUUUAGGGCUUCAGGAGCAUAACACCAAGCUGAACAUAGCCCAAUCCCCAUUCUAACCAGUCAUUUCUAGUUAGCUUAAGAUUCUGAAUCUUGGGGCUGGGGAAGCUGGGUCAGGCAAGCCAGGGCCCAAAGGAGAGGGUAAUGGGAGGAGGCUCAUGCAUGUUGACAGACCUACAGGAAAUCCCAAUAUUGAAUCAGGUGCAGGCCUCUUUGCACAACUUGUGAAAGAAGGAGGAAGCCAUGUGGGGGGUCCUGUGAAGGUACCGGAAUGGGUCUACAGAGGGGGCAGGGAGGAAGGUGCGGGCUAUGAGACAAACAUGGUGUCUAGGUGAUGUAAGCCAUGUAAGACAGGCGCCUCUCUCAAAAGUGGCCAUUCUUGGGAAACUUGCCUUCAGCCCAUCUCUUCACCUUGGACAAAUAACCCAGUAUUUCAGAACUUGGAGUGCAAAGAAAAACUCUAAGAGCUUUAUAUGUGGGGGCAAAUGAAAGAACAAGAGGUUAAUUUCUCCCACACCACCCUCUGUUAAUCUCUCCAUCACUGACCUCUAGUAGUUCAGUUUUCUUUUUGCCCAGUUCUCCCCCUCACCCCACUCCCCAAUCUACUCCUUAACACAUUGCACAUGUUUGCUAGUUCCUCAUCCUGACUCCAUAUGCCGUUUUCCAAUCUCUUCUCCAGGCUUGUGGCACAAUACUUCCAUUCUCUAUCCCCACCCCAGCUUCUCUCCAAACAGCUGAAGUUGCUCAAAAAUUGGGGCCAAUUAAGAUGUGUGUGUGUGUACAUAUCCUAUCCUGCUGCUCUCUCCGCAGGAGGCAGGAACGCAGAGACCCAUUUCAGAUUCACUGAGGAACCCUGACAAAGAGGAGACACCAUGUGCUACAAUCACAAGAAAACAUGACAACAGUCAGAGCUUUAGCAAUUCUAGGCUGGAUAGAACCCAGACCUUCUUCCUUGGCCCACCUGUGCCCCACCCAACUCUGCCCAGAAGUGCAAGAGCCUAAGCCGCCUCCAUGGCCCCCGGAAGGAUUCAGGGGAGAGGCCCCAUACAGGGAGCCACUCCAAGCAGACAGCCCGGCCAGAAUGGAGCGGACUGAACUGCUCCUCGUGGUCAUACUUCUCCUAACUUCAAGACUAACUCCAUCUAGCCCGGCUCCUCCUGCCUGUGACCCCCGACUCCUAAAUAAACUGCUUCGUGACUCACACGUCCUUCACAGCAGACUGAGCCAGUGCCCAGACGUUAAGCCUUUGUCUACACCUGUCCUGCUGCCUGCUGUGGACUUCAGCUUAGGAGAAUGGAAAUCCCAGACAGAGCAGUCCAAGGCCCAGGACGUUCUAGGAGCAGCGACCCUUCUGCUGGAGGGUGUGAUGGCAGCACGGGGACAAGUAGGACCCACUUGCCUCACAUCCCUACUGGGACAGCUUUCUGGACAGAUCCGCCUCCUCCUUGGAGCCCUGCAGGGCCUCCUUGGAAUCCAGGGCAGGACCACAGCUCACAAGGAUCCCAAUGCCAUCUUCCUGAGCUUCCAACAGUUGCUCCGAGGAAAGGUGCGUUUCCUGCUGCUUGUGGUGGGGCCCACUCUCUGUGCCAAGCGGGCCCUCCCCACCACAGCUGGCCCAAGCAGUGCCUCUCUAUUCCUCACACUACACAAGCUCCCAAACAGGACUUCUGGAUUGUUGGAGACAGACACCAGUGUCCCAGCCAGAACUACUGGCUCUGGGCUUCUGAAGAGGCUGCAGAGAUUCAGAGCCAAAAUUCCUGGUCUGCUGAGCCAAACUGCCAGGUCCCUAGACCAAAUCCCUGGACACCUGAACAGGACACAUGGACCCUUGAAUGGAACUCAUGGACUCUUUCCUGGACCUUCACCCAGGGUCCUAGAAGCCCUGGACAUUCCUCCAGGAACUUCAGACAUGGGCUCCCUGCCACCCUACCUCCAGCCUGGAUAUUCUCCUUCCCCAAGCCAUCCUCCUACUGGACAAUACUCACUCUUCUCUUCUUUACCCACCUUGCCCACCCCCAUGGUCCAGCUCCAACCCCAAGUUCCUGACCCCUCUGCUAUCACACCCAGCUCCACCAGUCCUCUUCUAAUUGCAGCCCACCCUCACUUCCAGAAUCUUUCUCAGGAAGAGUAAGGCACUGCCAACAUCAGGACUGUCUCCUAUGUAAAAUUCCCUUGCCCAAAGGAGAAGCCCUGGAAGACAACUGCAGCUGUACCAGAUUUCCUGGUUUCACCUGAAACCCAGAGCCCUGGUAAAGAGGGACACCCAGGAAGAGAAAGGGAUUGUUUUUCACUGUAUAUUAUAAAACUUCAGAAGCUAUUUUUUUAAGCUAUCAAUAACAUUCACCAGAGUAGCUAAUUAUCUUUGGUCUAUUUUCUGCACAAAUUACUUGCUACAAAAUACAACUUACUGAUUUUCUA